ACACUAAGAAGAUGGAGAGCAGUGUGCUGGCGCUAUGGGUGCUGGUGACGCACGUGAUGUACAUGCAGGAUUACUGGAGGACCUGGCUCAAAGGGCUGCGUGGCUUCUUCUUCGUGGGCGUCCUCUUCUCGGCAGUCUCCUUCGCCACCUUCUGUACCUUCCUUGUGCUGGCCAUCACCCAACACCAGAGUCUCACAGACCCCAACAGCUACUACCUCUCCUGCGUCUGGAGCUUCAUCUCCUUGAAGUGGGCCUUCCUGCUCAGCCUUUACGCCCACCGCUACCGGGCUGACUUUGCCGACAUCAGCAUCCUCAGUGAUUUCUGACCCAAGGGGUGAGGUUUCUGGACCCCGGGGGUCCUCAGGACCUGGACUCAGCCUCUGAGACACCGGACAGGCCUGCCACACCCCCUGGAAACCCUAGAUCUGUGGCAGAAGAUACAUAGCAAGAGGACUGUGGUCUCCUGGGAAGCUGUCCUGUCCCCAUUGUGGGGGAGAUCUGGGUGCGGUGGAAAGGGGUCCUUCUUGCCAAGUUGCUCCUCCUCAGCCUGGUUGGAGGGCAGCUUUAGACCUUUUCAAAUGGAUCUAUUUUCUUAGCACUCAGUGAGGACUCUUCUUAAGGAGGGCCAGGGCAGUGAGUCAAGGGGUAGAGCAGUGAGCCUUGACCUAUGCCUGGGGGCAUUCUCCCUCAGGCCAGGCUGGGAACCUGGGAGGUCAGGCCAAGUAGGGGAUUUCUGGUAGAGGCCUCUCAACCCCACAGCCCCAACCCUCCAUCCUGUUAUCCUUGAGAGUCAGAUAGCUUCACUCCUCAAUCCCCGGGAUGGCAAUACUUGGCUCUCUUUUCCCAAGGCCUGGGGACCUGAGAGUUUAGUGUCCCUCACCCCCCCAGAGCUGGUCUCCCAUGAGUGUGCUAGAGCCAGUCAUCUUCGUCAUACCCAAACCCUCUCUUUUACACAUACCACCGCCCUCCCCAGGCAGGACUCCCUGAACGGGGCCACACUAAGCGUCUGGGGAAGGUGCCCUGCCCCUAGAAGGGCUCUGGGGGAGGGGGCAGCAUGGUGCAGGCUGGAAGGAGCCCCUCAACUCUGUGCCCGUGCACCUCCAGCCCUACAUUUCCAUCACUUCUCACAUGCAUUAUCCCCAGCCACGAGACGCCCCACGGAUCCUGGCCCUGCCCACUGCCCUUCACCUAGAGCUUUCGUCUUUUUUAAUCUCCUUUCUGAAGGACAACACAUCCGCUUUUCCGCCUAUACACUGGCACAAGGGCUCAUCUAACCAGGAGGGAAGGAGCUAUUGUCACAUAGAUCUUUUUAUGUUAGGUUGCCAUUUUGCACGGUCUACCCUUUCCCCACCUGACGUGUCCUGCCCUUCAGCUCUUUGCCUUAUCUGUGUCACUGUCACUUUAGCAGAAAUACAGCAGCCAUUUGUAUCAGACAGGCUCUGCUUGUUUCUUGUGGGGUGGGAAUCUUGCAGGGGGUGGGGGAGGUGCUGUGGGAACGGUAGGCAGGAAGGGCGGUGAUGGAGGGUCUCUCCUUAAACCAUCUCCUUAGCUCAAGCCGUGCCCUGGAGGGCAGAGGGAAGAUCUGUGUCUCAGGGGCUGGAGGCCCUCUCCCUCUGGCCCCUCUUGGCAUGGGGAAGCCCAGCGGCUUGGCUCUUAGCCCGCCCCGGCCGGGGCGAUGAUGCCAAGAGGCACAGCUUCGGCACCCCCAGUGGGAUUUAGUGUCCUGUCACCCAAGAGGCCAGGACAGAUGGGCAGGGGGUGAACCUGUUUCCCUUCAUGUUCUCCCAGGCUGAGGGCUUGGGGCCAGGUCUGAGGUGACGCAGCUGCCAUGCCUGCUGCCUGGAGAAACCUGGCUGGCUCAGACCAAUAUAAAGAUGGGCGUCGGCAGCCUGGCACCUUCCUCUCUGGUGACUGGAUGAGCUUGUCCCAGCCUGUUGCCUCAUGCUUGGUCUCUUCCCUGGUGCAUUCGAGCAGGGAGGGACCAUAAACAAUGUCUAUUUCUGGAGUCUUUAACUGAUAAACAGAGGCCCCAGGAGGCGACAUGACUUACCUGAGCCCACAGCCGGGACUUGAACUCAGGUAGGUCCAAUUUGCCACUCUCUGGGGAUGUCUUAGUGAGCUAGGUCUAUGAAACUAUAUCCCCACUCUCGGCAGGCCUUGUCUGUAUGGACUUAGCUCAAAGCUGCUGCCUCUUUAUCACCCCACCCACUGUGGGUGGGUUGGGGAAGCUAGGGUACGUUCAGAAUGGAUGUUUCCUGCAAGGGAGUGGUCACAGAAAGGCAAGGAGCUGGAGGGGUGCCGGCCCACACCAAAGGAGACGCCGCACACAGUGCAUGAGGCCAUAUGCUUGCUGUACGCCCCUCCCCAGGAGGCCCUUCCACAAGCACCUUUAAAGCAAAUAAAACAUUUAUUGUUCA
Molecule: messenger RNA, 2417 nt
Organism: Suricata suricatta (meerkat)
Lineage: Eukaryota; Metazoa; Chordata; Mammalia; Carnivora; Herpestidae
Gene: SLC48A1
Product: solute carrier family 48 member 1
Exons: 3
Coding region: 12-326 (104 amino acids)
Biological process (GO): heme transport
Cellular component (GO): lysosomal membrane; plasma membrane
Molecular function (GO): heme binding; heme transmembrane transporter activity
Source: RefSeq, a predicted model, not a curated record